Rhodotorula toruloides NP11 is the source of this 3672-nucleotide messenger RNA. RefSeq names its product protein required for cell viability. The record is from RefSeq and is a predicted model, not a curated record. The transcript has 6 exons. The coding region runs from base 1 to 3672 and encodes 1223 amino acids. Lineage: Eukaryota; Fungi; Basidiomycota; Microbotryomycetes; Sporidiobolales; Sporidiobolaceae. Gene Ontology annotation, biological process: protein secretion.
AUGUCGUCGGCAUCGCUCGCCGGGCAGCUGAAGCCCUUGCUUGCACUCGCUGGGAUUCUGCUCGGCCUCUCGCAGCCGUCGAAACCGCCCCCAGUUGGCGCAAAGAAGCCGUCGCUCGAGGAUGUCCUGAGGAAUCGGUUGGAGGCGUUCUACGCGGCAGGAGGGCAGGGACAGUCGAGCGCGCCCAUUAGAGCAGAGCAGGAGACGGCUGCGGCGGCCCUGUGGCUUCUCGAGCAGAUCGCGCUGGCUUCGCGCUCCUCUUCUUCCCUCUCGCCGUCGGAUGCCUCAGCACCCUCGACUUCUGCUCCGCCACCGCCCCCAACCGCGCCCAUCUUCGGUGCGAGGGAUAUCAAGGCGAUUGGGAUGCUGGCAGGAAUCGUCGGCCGAUGGGGGAUUGGCAGGGUCUCGCCAUUCGGCGCCGGAGGAGGAAACGCCAGGUCGGGACCGCCUGCGCUGGGCCCAAAGAUCCAGGAACUCGAGGAAGACGCCGAGGACGAUGUGGGAGAUGCGCGGACCAAGGAGGAGGAGCUCGCUGGACACGCCAAGCGAGUGCUUUCCGUCCUUUCGCUCAACGAGGAGCGAUUGCCGCAGUGUUCGGAAGGCGAGAAGCAGUUCUUCGCCAUCGUAGCGCCGCAACUGCUCAGCGCGUUGCUCGGAUCGCUCGUACAUUUCACCCAGAAUCUCUCGGCGGAUGAGAACUGGGCUCGAGAAGCGCUGGACCGGCUCUUGCACCGCCACUCUCCCUCCGCUACCAUCUCUCACCUCCUUACCCUCCUCGGAUCUGCCCCAUCUUCGCUUCGCCAAUCUCUCACGACGCAGCUCUCGACGCAAUUGCUUCGACCGGGCGGCGUUCGCUCGCUUCUCCUUGUAGUCAUCGGCACAGGAGCCAGUAGUGGCGGAGAAGACGAGGUCGGCGUACGGAAGCUGGAGAUGGUCAGGCGGGUCAUCGAAACGCGGCCGACUGAUGCGAGUCUGGACGCUAAGGCCUAUUACGCCAACAUCACAGCCCAGUUGCUCGACAUUCUCCGCGCAGCCGCCUCAUCCUCCCUUGCAGCCAGCCUGUCCACCUCCUCCAUCAACAAGGGCAAGGCACCUGCCGCAUCGUCAUCUGCACCCACGCCGUCCAUCGUACCCGUCCCCAUCAUCCGCGCAGCUUCGUAUGUCGUUGCGCACUUGCUCGUCCGCCCCGCUGGACAAGGCGGAGGUGACGAAGCCAAGUCCCUCGUCCUACAAGCUUUGCACGGCCCGCUUUUACCAAUCUCGCAUCCCGGCGGCCCGCUCGACGCGAAGAAGGAGGAAGGCGUGUUGCUCGACUCGCAGGACCUUGCGACGCACCUCUCCCUCCUCUCGCUCCUCGCCCUCUACGCCCCGCCACUCCCAUCACUCCUCUCGACCCUGCUCGCGCCUCUUCUCGCAUCCCUCUUCUCGCUCCUAACCCACCUUUCCCGACCUCCUCUCGUCGCCCUGUCUUCCCCGACCUCCGAUGCCCUGAAAGGCGUCAUCAGCGACGAAGCGAGUGCCCUCCUGCGGACGUUCGCGAAGGGCGAGGAAGUGCCGGAGGCGGUGAAAGCUGUGACUGCGGCAGUCGAGCGGUGGGAGAAAAGGGACGAGUUUGGCGUCUUGCCGCGAGGAGCGAUGCUGGUCGAGGAGGACGUCGCGGACCAGCAGAGGGUGGAGUGGGGAUGGUCGAGCGAGGGUGCGCCGGUGCUUCGCUACGCGGCAGGUUUUGACGAGGCGGAGGACGAUAUCCCCGUUAUGGGCGGUGUCGACGAGGACGGCGAGGAACCCGACCUAUCAGCUCUGUCCCUGCAGGUUGAUGCGGUCUGGCUGGUCGGCUGGCUGAAAGACGUUGAUCGCAAGGAGCUGAGCGCGCAGCUGUUCCUGCGCUGGCUCGACGAGAUCAAGGUUUUGCGGGGGGUCCAGGACGUUGAGGACGCGCGACGCUCGGUCACCCGUCUCCAGCUCGUCCUACAGAUGGUCGAACAGCUCGGCUCGGACAUCCUGAGCGAGCCAGGCGAAAUCAUCGCCUUCGUUGCGCACGCUCUCGACGCCGAAGUCGGCGAAACGGACGCGAGCAAGCCCGCCGCCUCGAACGCGGGACAGGAACCGACUCUCGACGCGCCUGCCGGACUCGCUGGUCUGCGACUCGUCGAGGAACAGGAGGGGGAGGCGAAGCCGAAGAUUCGGGAGACGGACGAUGCGGCAGACGCGGAUGCGGGACUUGGAACCGGUCUUGGCAAGGACGAGAUGGCGAUGACUGCGUUGACUCUGCUACUGGCGGUACUCGAGGCGAACGAGACGCUCGACACGUCGAACACGCCGCUGCUCGCGGUCAUCUACUCGCAGCUCGACACUCUCGCUUCCUCAACCUCGUCCCAGCUCAUCCCUCCUCUCGCGCGAGAAGCCAAGAUGGUCCUCUCGCUGCGUCGAGCCUCUUCCGCCUUCGAUUCUGCCCACCCUGAAUCUACGCCAGCGGAAUCUGACGACCCGCUCGCCGCCUCUCGCGCCAAAUACCGCGAAGCCUUGAAGCUCUUGCAAGACCCGCUGCUCCCCGUACGAGCGCAAGGCCUACACCUCCUUCGCACGCUUGUGCUCGACCGCAACACCGCCCUCCUCUCGACCGAUCCGGCGCUCCUCCCUGCCGUCCUUGACAUCUUCGUCCAAGCCAUCGAGGAGGAGGACUCGUUCCUCUACCUCAACGCCGUGCAAGGCCUCAGCUCGCUGGUCGACGUUUUCGGUCGACAGGUCAUCGGGCGCCUGCUUGAAGUUUACACCGGCGCAAGAAAGGGAGACCGCGAGCCGAAGGCUGUUGGCGAGGGCGAGAAGGGGACACGGGAGCUGGACAAGCGGUUGCGAGUGGGCGAAACGCUCGUACAGGUUGUCCAGCGUGCAGGCGAGGCGCUCGGGAUGUUCGUCGACGACGUCGUUGCACCUCUGCUUCUCGUUCUUCGCACGGCCACCUUGCCGAUCCCGCUUCGCGCAUCCGCCAUCACGAUUCUUGCGACUUGCGUCGAAACCGCCCCGGUUGCCCUGCUUCAGUACGCCGACGUUCUCGCCGAAGCGUGCACAACACUUCUCAGCCUCGAGACGGUCCCCCUCGCGCCAAGAACGCGUCCGCCGGCACCGGCGCCAUCCAAGGUCGACCACCUGGCGGGCAAGGGCAAGAAGAAGGCUUCUCCGGCGGUCCUCAUCGAAGAAGUCGACUCUUCCGACGAGGAAAGCGAUAUGGACGAGCCAGAGCCUGCGCCUUUGGGCAAGGAUGGCCAACCUCGGCGUCCGGAGGAGCUACCGGAUCCGACGACUACCGCCUCGAAGCACCCCGCCUUGCGCAGGAGUGCGGCCGUGUUCCUCGGGUCGCUGGUUAGGACUGCGGCGCACCAAUCGACUGAGCGUCGGGAAAGGGAGGAGAGGCAGGCUUGGGACCGGAUCGAGGACGAGACGCAGCCCUUCGGACGCGAAGGUCUGCGCAUGCCGUUCGGCGGGAGCAUCUCCUCCACUGGCGGCUUCCUCGUCCGCGAGCGCAGGGCGGGCGGCGAAGCGGUCGGCAGCUUGAUCGGCGCAGAGCAGCUUGUGCGGGCUCGGACGGUCUUGCGGUACGUGAGCGAGACAGACGAGGACGCGCUCGUUCGCGAGCAGACACGGCAAGUUCUGCAGGAGCUCGAGGAUGCGUAG